Messenger RNA from Odocoileus virginianus texanus, 4731 nucleotides. The record is from RefSeq and is a predicted model, not a curated record. NCBI's taxonomy places the organism in Eukaryota, Metazoa, Chordata, Mammalia, Artiodactyla, Cervidae.
CAAAGAAUCAGUCAUAACUGAGCAUGCACACUUGCCCAGGCCAAUAACUAUCUGCUUGCUGGUUAGCAAAUCCUUGUAUCUGUGAUUGAUUGAUUGAUCAUGCCUGUCUGGAGAAAGGAUUGGAGAGUGGGUAUGUGUGGAGGCUGGAGGUUGACUAGAGAUGUUUGCCCUGGGCACCAAGAGUCUGAAGGGUGAGUUCACACGAAUUUGUGUGAAUGUCUUCCAGCUUCCCAGCACAGCCCUCGCCGGGGGUGGUAUGGCUCCUCACCCACCUUGCACACUCAGCUCCCUCUCUCUGCCUCUGCCCAUGUCUGUCCUUCUCUUUCUGUCCCUCUCUCCUCCUUAUUUCUCUGGUUUCAUCCCUACCUCACUCAGUUGUAUUUCUUUCACCCACCCCACUCCUACCUCAGAAGGUCUGCAACCUUGUCCUGUCAUCGCAACUGAGGGGCGACCUUUUUCUGUGUUCAGGCAGGCUGCGCUCAUGGCACCUCCAAGUGAGGAGACACCCCUGAUUUCUCAGCGCUCCUGCAGUCUUUCCUCUUCCGAGGCUGGUGCCCUGCACGUGCUGUUGCCCCCUCGGGGCCCUGGACCCCCACAGUGCCUGUCCUUCUCCUUUGGGGACCACUCAGCUGAAGACCUGUGUGUUUGCGCUGCUAAGGCCAGUGGCAUCCUGCCGGUGUACCACUCCCUCUUUGCUCUGGCUUUGGAAGACCUUUCCUGCUGGUUCCCCCCGAGCCACAUCUUCUCCGUGGAGGACACGGGUACCCAGGUCCUUGUCUACAGGCUCCGCUUUUAUUUUCCCAACUGGUUUGGACUAGAGAAGUGCCACCGAUAUGGGCUACGAAAGGACUUGGCCAGUGCCAUCUUGGAUCUGCCAGUCCUGGAGCACCUCUUUGCUCAGCACCGCCAUGACCUGGUGAGCGGCCGCCUCUCGGUAGGCCUCAGCCUCAAGGAACAGGGUGAGUGCCUCAGCUUGGCUGUUCUGGACCUGGCCCGGAUGGCCCUCGAGCAGGCUCAGCGGCCCGAGGAGUUGCUGAAGACGGUGCGCGGAGGGGGCGGGACCCCCAGCUUCAGCCCUCCCGCUUCUUCACAGGUCCUCCAGCCCUUCUGCGACUUUCCAGAAAUCGUGGAUAUCAGCAUCAAGCAGGCGCCGUGCAUUGGCCCGGCUGCGGAGCAUCGCCUGGUCACCAUCACCAGGACAGACAAUCAGAUCCUGGAGGCCGAGUUCCCGGGGCUUCCCGCAGCGCUGUCCUUCGUGGCGCUCGUGGAUGGCUACUUCCGGCUGACCACGGACUCGCGGCACUACUUCUGCAAGGAGGUGGCGCCGCCGCGGCUGCUGGAGGAGGUGGCUGAGCAGUGCCACGGCCCCAUCACCCUGGAUUUUGCCAUCAACAAACUCAAGACUGGGGGCUCGCUUCCCGGCUCCUACGUCCUCCGCCGCAGUCCCCAGGAUUUCGACAGCUACCUCCUAACUGUUUGUGUCCUGACCCCCCUGGGCCCGGAUUAUAAGGGCUGCCUCAUCCGGUGCGACCCCACAGGAACCUUCUCCCUGGCUGGCCUUGGCCGUCCCCACAGCAGUCUUCGCGAGCUCCUGGCAGCCUGUUGGAACGGUGGGUUGCACGUGGAUGGGGUUGAGCUGUACCUUACCUUCUGCUGCAACCCCAGACCUAAAGAAAAGUCCAAUCUGAUUGUGGUCCGGAGAGGCUGCAACCCACCCACAUCAUCCCCUGUUCAGCCCCAAUUCCAAUGCCAGCUGAGUCAGAUGACGUUUCACAAGAUCCCUGCUGACAGCCUGCAGUGGCAUGAGAACCUAGGUCACGGGUCCUUCACCAAGAUUUAUCGGGGCUGUCACCAUGAGAUUGUGGAUGGGGAGGCCCGAGAGACAGAGGUGCUGCUCAAAGUGAUGGAUGCCAAGCACAAGAAUUGCAUGGAGUCAUUCCUGGAAGCAGCAAGCUUGAUGAGCCAAGUGUCAUACCAGCAUCUCAUAUUGCUCCAUGGCGUGUGCAUGGCUGGAGACAGUAUCAUGGUUCAGGAAUUUGUACGCCUGGGAGCGCUGGACACGUAUCUACGCAAGUGUGGCCACCUAGUGCCAGCCAGCUGGAAGCUACAGGUGAUCAAACAGCUGGCCUAUGCCCUCAACUACCUGGAGGACAAAGGUCUCCGUCACGGCAACGUCUCAGCCCGGAAGGUGCUCUUGGCUCGUGAGGGGGCUGAUGGGAACCUGCCUUUCAUCAAGCUGAGUGACCCGGGUGUCAGCCCCACUGUGCUGAGCCUGGAGAUGCUCACCGACAGGAUCCCCUGGGUGGCUCCUGAAUGCCUCCAGGAAGCCCGGACGCUUGGCUUGGAGGCUGACAAGUGGGGCUUUGGAGCCACAGUCUGGGAGGUCUUCAGUGGCGUCACCGUGCCCAUCAGUGCCCUGGAGCCUGCCAAGAAGCUCCAGUUUUACCAGGAACGGCAGCAGUUGCCUGCCCCAAAGUGGAUGGAGCUGGCCCUGCUGAUCCAACAGUGCAUGGCCUAUGAGCCAGGCCAGAGGCCUUCUUUCCGCGCUGUCAUCCGUGACCUGAACAGCCUCAUCACUUCAGAUUAUGAGCUCCUCUCAGACCCCACACCUGGCACCCUGGCGCCCCGUGAUGGGCUCUGGAAUGGCACCCAGCUCUAUGCGUGCCAGGACCCUACCAUCUUUGAGGAGAGACACCUCAAGUACAUCUCACAGCUGGGCAAGGGCAACUUCGGCAGCGUGGAGCUGUGCCGCUAUGACCCGCUGGGCGACAACACAGGGGCCCUGGUGGCCGUAAAGCAGCUGCAGCACAGCGGGCCAGAACAACAGCGGGACUUCCAGCGGGAGAUCCAGAUCCUCAAAGCCCUCCACAGCGACUUCAUCGUCAGGUACCGGGGUGUCAGCUAUGGCCCAGGCCGCCAGAGCCUGCGGUUGGUCAUGGAAUAUCUUCCCAGCGGCUGCUUGCGCGACUUCCUGCAGCGGCACCGCACCCGCCUUGACGCUGCCCGCCUGCUCCUCUACGCCUCCCAGAUCUGCAAGGGCAUGGAAUACCUGGGCUCCUGCCGCUGCGUGCACCGCGACCUGGCGGCCCGGAACAUCCUGGUGGAAAGCGAGACGCACGUCAAGAUCGCCGACUUCGGCCUCGCCAAGCUGCUGCCUCUCGACAAAGACUACUACGUGGUCCGCGAGCCAGGCCAGAGCCCCAUCUUCUGGUACGCCCCCGAGUCCCUCUCGGACAACAUCUUCUCGCGCCAGUCGGAUGUCUGGAGCUUCGGGGUGGUCCUGUACGAGCUCUUCACCUACAGUGACAAGAACUGUAGCCCCUCGGCCGAGUUCCUGCGGAUGAUGGGGUGUGAGAGAGAUGUUCCAGCCCUCUGUCGCCUCCUGGAGCUUCUGGCCGAGGGCCAGAGGCUGCCCGCACCUCCUGCCUGUCCUCGUGAGGUUCAUGAGCUCAUGAAGCUGUGCUGGGCCCCUAACCCUCAAGACCGGCCAUCCUUCAGUGCCCUGGGCCCCCAGCUGGAUGCACUGUGGAGUGGAACCCGGGGAUAGUGUCCAGAGGCAUGAGACUCUCACCUUCCCUGCUUGUCUAGAGGGAGAACACCAUUCUCUGUCAUUUUUCAUAUCUCCGGCACACAGACCUCUAGGCUCUGGUCUCCAUGGACUUGCUGUGUGCCCUUGAGCAGGAACCUGCUCCUUUCUGGUCCUCCUGCUUCACAAGAGACCCCUCAUAGAGUGCCUGACAUUGCAUGUGGGGGAGCAACCCUGGUUGGCAGGGCGACAGCAGCCUGUGGCUUUUUGAACUUGGAAAGAUUCAAGACAGAUGUCAUGAUGGGGUCUAAUGAGCUCCAUCCACUCCCCAGAAUCAAGGGACCACAUUUAAGGACCUUCCAUCUUGCCAACCUCUCACGGUCUAGCCUGCAGCUUCAUGUUCUCAUUUUCAGAGGAGCCAUUAUGUAGCUUUAGAUAUGUCAUCUCAGGCUUCUAGUCCCGUCUCCCUCUUUAGCUGGAGGAAGCCAAGGACAAGAGCAACUGUCCGGGCUGAAAAAUCCACUCUUUGAGGGGGAGCCUGUGUGACUGUUUGGAACUGUGUAAGGGACCAGGAGAGGCUGAGGUCCCCAGGCUCUGAACCUGAGUGUUUCAGGGCUUCUGUAAACUGGGGCCCUUUCUCUCUGGACCAGAGGAUCAUACAGUGGACAAUGGAGCCUAACAGGAGCUUUUCAUCAAUUGAAGGACGGAAAGGCAUUCUUGGCAGAGGAAAUGGCAUGGCGAGAGGAAGAGGCUCGGAGUACAGGGGUUAAGAGCACAGGCUGUUGGAGCCCACAGCUCUGCCACUUACUUGCUGUGUGAUGGUGGGCGAGUUGCUUCCUUUCUCUGGCUGCAGUUCCAUCCUCUGUCUAAUGGGCAAGAGUGUUGGCCCUUGGGCUCUACAGAGUCAACUUCUGGAAGAUUGUGGGAAGGCAUCUAGUGCAGGCUCAGCCCCCACCACUCCUUCAUACCUGCCUGCAAGCUUUUUCUGCCACUUUUGCCUCCCUAGAAAACUCUUAUUCAUCUCUCAAAACCCCAGCUAUCACCUCCUUGCAGCCUCCCCUGGGAUUCUCCCACUACUCCCAUUCAGCCCUGUACUUCCAGCUCUAGGGCUGGAGGAUGUCUAUAUCCAGCUCUGUCUCCGCUGGGGUGGGCACAAAGAGGACUCUGGGAGUGUUCAUUGAAUGAAUAAAGAAAUUCAGUGGAAA